Gloeophyllum trabeum ATCC 11539 is the source of this 708-nucleotide messenger RNA. RefSeq lists its product as uncharacterized. The transcript has 3 exons. The record is from RefSeq and is a predicted model, not a curated record. Gene Ontology annotation, molecular function: DNA binding; zinc ion binding. Lineage: Eukaryota; Fungi; Basidiomycota; Agaricomycetes; Gloeophyllales; Gloeophyllaceae. Gene Ontology annotation, biological process: DNA-templated transcription. The annotation marks the transcript as partial.
CGGGAACUGCUGGGAAAAUCUAGCAACAUGCAAUUAGUCAAGCGCGCACUCUCCAUGAAGGCCUCCGACGCCGACGUUCUCGCCUCAUCCUUCACCACGUUUCGGCGGGAGGAAUUCUGGACCGCGCAACCUGUACCUUGGGAAAUAAUCUUACAUGACCAAGAACCGCCAGCAUAUGUUUUUCCGGAGCCGGACUUGCUAUGGACCUUGGUCGCAGUGUACUUCGAAAGAGUCAAUUGCCUGGCGCCCAUUCUUCAUAGGCCUACCUUCGAAGCAGGUGUCCGGGAAGGACGCCAUUUGCGAGACAGGCCAUUUGCUUCUGUAAUGUUGAUGGUUUGUGCUGUCGCAUCUCGCCAGACGGAUGAUACACGGGUGCUUCUUGAAGGGUCAAAUACCUUCAGAUCCGCCGGGUGGAAGUGGUUCAACCAGGUCCAGAUGAUUAAUAAGUCAAUCCUAGCUUGUCCGACAUUAUAUGAUCUACAGCUGCGCUGUCUGUAUGGGCUAUAUCUGCCUGGCUCGUCUGUCCCUCAGGCGGCGUGGAGUGCUGUUGGCCAGGGCCUGCAAAUGGCUCAAGAUGUUGGUGCUCAUCAAAAGAGGUUCUAUGGUAACCGAGUAACCCUGCUAGCAGAGCUGUGGAAACGCGCUUUCUGGCACGUAUUGAUUAUCGCAUUGUAUCGGUCCUGUCUUUCUCACAACUCUGAUUCUUAG